GUGUCCCACUUUCCUUACCAGCUUACCACCAGUGUUCACAACAAUGAUCGUGCCGGUUGUAUUUUAGGUUAAAUCGCUCGUGUGAUCUCUUUAUUUUGUAGUUUGUAAACUCUUUAAUUUGGAGUAAAAAUGGACAAUAAAAUAACGAUAUGCGAUCCUGACGAGGAAGAAGUAGACGAGGAAGAUGAAAAUGAUAUAUUGCGCGAUAUGGAACCGGUCAUGUGGAUCAAUGACGAUCCAAACUACGACUUGGACGAGGUUAACAUGUUUUUUCACAGAGUCGACUCUGAUCAAAUUAUAUAUGAGGAAAAGAGGAAAAAGUGUAAAUUUAUCGGUAAAUACGUCAUGGGUGAUGUUCUCGGUGAAGGUAGUUAUGGGAAGGUGAAAGAGGUGCUGGAUUCGCAGACGCUUUGCCGAAGAGCGGUCAAAAUAUUGAAAAAGAGGAAACUUCGAAGGAUACCGAACGGCGAGCAGAACGUUCAACGGGAGAUAAAAUUGUUAAGAAUAUUAAAACAUAAGAAUGUAAUAAAUCUCGUAGACGUUUUAUACAGUGAUGAAAAAGAAAAGAUGUAUCUAGUUAUGGAAUUCUGUGUAUGUGGAUUACAGGACAUGUUGGAAAGCACGCCGACCAAGAAGCUUCCACUUUGGCAGGCACACGAUUAUUUCUGUCAAUUAUUGGAUGGUUUAGAGUAUCUUUACAGUAAAGGAAUAGUUCACAAAGAUAUAAAACCUGGAAAUUUAUUAUUAACCCUAGAUGAUAUCUUGAAGAUUAGUGACUUUGGUGUCGCAGAGGCAUUAGACAUGUUUUCCAAAGACGAUACAUGUACGAUAGGUCAAGGGUCUCCAGCAUUUCAACCACCAGAAAUCGCAAAUGGCUGCGAAAGUUUCUCAGGCUUUAAGGUAGACAUAUGGAGUAGUGGAGUUACAUUGUACAACAUAACCACUGGUUUAUAUCCUUUCGAGGGAGAUAGUAUAUAUAAAUUGUAUGAAAACAUUGGAAGGGGUGAAUAUACUGUACCGAAAGAAGUAGAAGAACCUUUAAAAUCGCUUAUAGAGGGAAUGUUGCAGAAAGAUGCGGACAAAAGAUUUACAUUGCAACAGGUUAAACAACAUGCGUGGACCAUGUGCGAGCACCCUAAAACACAACCACAAGUACCCAUACCUCCCCUUAAAAGCAAUGGAUGUCAUAGCAUGACUGUCUUGCCAUACCUCAUGGAAUAUCAUUACGGAGUUGAUGACAAUCCCGUAUACUAUACGGAACAUCAGUUAAAUGAACGAAGACUUCAAGAACUGGAUCGCAUUAGCGAGGAUCGAAAUACCACGUGUAAUAGCCAUCACGUCAAAUACAACGUAAACACUCAAAACAAACGAAGAUGGCGUAAGCCAAUUUCAUGCAUUAGUAUUAAAAGAUUUCCAUCCUGCAAGCCAUCGUGAUUUUGUGUUUUAUAUCGCAUAUUUUUUCGUUCGUAUCUCUCUGACUGUGUCAGUCACGAAGCUUUUCUGGUAGGGAGAUUGUUGAAAACUCGAAAAACGCAAGAGAUUGCGAAAAAUGCGAGACAUUUGUGUAAUAUAAUAGAGCGGAACGAAAUACGAAUGGAAUACUUCGAAGCUUUCGAGUUGCGAUUGAAAAGUGUAAAACCGGAUGCAAAGAUUGUGAUAUUAAGAUUAAAUCGUAUAGCGUGAAUUAAUUCAAUGACAUCAUUAUUGAUCGUUCAAUGCCUAGGAGAUGCCUGUUCAAUGCCCAAUCAGUCAUAUUUCGUUUUGGUGCCAUAUUGACAAUGCGAUUAAUAAAGUUGUUAAUCGUCAUA
Monomorium pharaonis (pharaoh ant) is the source of this 1808-nucleotide messenger RNA. RefSeq names its product serine/threonine-protein kinase STK11 (gene Lkb1). The record is from RefSeq and is a predicted model, not a curated record. Bases 130 to 1434 code for a protein of 434 amino acids. NCBI's taxonomy places the organism in Eukaryota, Metazoa, Arthropoda, Insecta, Hymenoptera, Formicidae. Gene Ontology annotation, cellular component: cytoplasm. Gene Ontology annotation, biological process: intracellular signal transduction; regulation of cell growth; establishment of cell polarity. The transcript is spliced from 6 exons. Gene Ontology annotation, molecular function: protein serine/threonine kinase activity; ATP binding; protein kinase activator activity.